AUGGCUAAUCAAGUUAUUUACGAUGUUGUUCAAACGGGAUAUUUGACUGAUAAAAAACAUUUGGCUAGUCGGGGCGUGGCAACGUGUGUGAUACUUGCUGUUUACCAUAGAAUUAACGGUCAGUCACAAAUAUUAUUGCGAUAUUUAUCGGAUGAACAGAUGCCACAACUGAAUAAUUUGAACACUUCAUUGUUGGAGUUAAUUGAAGAGACAAUUGCUGAAUUAAUCUAUGAAGACAACGUCCUCGAAUUUAAUCACAUUAUAUUCGCUGGCGGUGCCAUAUCUGACAUAAAUGGGAUGGUAGAGGUCGAAAUUUUAAAUAUGGUCGAUAAUCCACUGAUUCAGCCAAGUGCUGAUGGUCUCGAUAGUGGAAUUACAAUGAAAGGCUUACAUGAUUUUCUCCGGUGUGUUAAAUUCGUGACACGACAUUACCGCGAACGACGUUACCGCGAACGACAUUACCGCGAAUACAAAAAACGACAUUACAGUGAACGACAUUACCGCGAAGACUCGUUUAUUGGAAAAGAAGAAUAA
Messenger RNA from Didymodactylos carnosus, 534 nucleotides. The record is from the annotation of a GenBank genome assembly. Lineage: Eukaryota; Metazoa; Rotifera; Eurotatoria; Philodinida; Philodinidae.